UUCAAGAUUAUCAGUUCACUUUUUCACCUUCUUGGAUAAGCUACCGGACUUUACGAUGUUUCUAAUUAAGAUUGCUUUGCCAAUCUUUCUUUUGGCCACUAUUGGUAGUUUAAGUUUCGCUUUGGACAAUAAUAUUCCAAUGGAAUCCAACCAACCCAUGCCUGAGAUGAAUCAACCUGAAAACUCCGAAAACCAAUCCACUUGGACUCAAGAAGCUGACCAAAGUUCUCCAAGUGUGGAAAGUGUAUCGUUUGAAAGUUUGGAAAGCAUGCCUGUGGAACAAGGAUCAUUUUUAUUGAAAACUGUUGCUCAACAAAGCUAUAUGCGUCAAAAUACUGAAACUCUAUUCACACCAAAUAUGGAACAAGUUAAAAUGUACCUGAUCACACCCAAUGGCAACGUUUCUAUCCCCCAAACAAACAUUGGAGAUUUCUUGAGCAACUAUCCUCAAUUAAUCACUGGAGAGGUGACAAUUUUCGUAACUGGUAUCCCAUCGACCCCAGAAGAUCCAACUGAUGCCAUCUACGAAAUAGUUGAAGCUUACAGAGCUCGUUACCAAGGAAACGAGAAUCAAAUCCAAUAUUCGGAUUCAUGGGAUGCUCCAACCACUGGCAGUCUUAUUAUUAUUGAUUUGGGAAAUUCAUUGACAAACUUCCUAAACUGGGCCACAUUGGACAUUGAAGAAGCUGGAAAAAUGGUUGGCCAAGCUAUUGUCAACAUGACCGAAAUUGUGCCCUACUACAACAUUCACUUGAUUGGUCAUAGUGUUGGUGCUCAUGUUGCUGGAGCUGCUGCUAGAUAUUUUGCCCAAGAGAAAAACAUUCAACUUCGUCGUGUGACUGGAUUGGAUCCUUCGCAGAUCUUCACCGGAGAACAACACAUGGAAUCGAAGCUGAAUCGUGGAGUUGCUGAUUUUGUUGAUGUCAUUCAUACGACUUCUUAUGGUGCCGGAUCGGAUAGCAAUGGUGAUGUGGAUUUCUAUCCCAGUGGACCAGGAUCAAUUCCACCAGGUUCAACUAAUAUUGUCGAUGCUAUGUUGAAAGCUAUUAGAUACUAUGCUGAAACUGUGAUGCCAGGUGGUGAGAGGAGUUUUAUGGCUGUGGGAUGUAAUUCAUUGAAGAACUACAAUAAACAUCGUUGUCAUGGUAUUCGAGUUCCAAUGGGUUAUACAACGCCAUAUGAUGUUAAAGGUGAUUUCGUUAUGAAAGUUAAGUCCAAGUCUCCGUAUGGGAAAAAUGCUAAAACUUCAAUGAAGAAUUAUAGAAUGCGUGGUACAGCUAUAGCUUUUUAAUUGGAAGCAGCUGUGGUCUUCUUUACGCCCAGUGAAUUUUUUUUUUAAGUUGAUUUUUUAGUGUAUUGAUUUUGAAUUUAAAUAAAUCAAUUUUUUUAUAUUUGUUUGCAAA
This is a messenger RNA of Episyrphus balteatus (marmalade hoverfly), 1403 nucleotides long. Its product is annotated as vitellogenin-1-like. Gene Ontology annotation, molecular function: lipase activity. The record is from RefSeq and is a predicted model, not a curated record. The coding region runs from base 56 to 1291 and encodes 411 amino acids. The transcript is spliced from 3 exons. NCBI's taxonomy places the organism in Eukaryota, Metazoa, Arthropoda, Insecta, Diptera, Syrphidae.